This is a messenger RNA of Lotus japonicus, 399 nucleotides long. RefSeq lists its product as uncharacterized. Gene Ontology annotation, biological process: DNA integration. Lineage: Eukaryota; Viridiplantae; Streptophyta; Magnoliopsida; Fabales; Fabaceae. The record is from RefSeq and is a predicted model, not a curated record. The coding region runs from base 1 to 399 and encodes 132 amino acids. Gene Ontology annotation, molecular function: nucleic acid binding. The transcript has a single exon.
AUGAGGUUUGCUUCAGUGGAGCAUCCUCAAACUAACGGACAAGCUGAGUCAGCUAAUAAAGUGAUUUUGAAUGGUUUAAGAAAGAAUUUGGAUGAGGCGAAAGGUUUGUGGGCUGAAGAACUACCCGACAUCCUAUGGGCAUAUAAUACAACUGUGCAAACAAGCAUUGGAGAAACGCCGUAUAGGUUGACAUAUGGGACAUACGCCAUGUUGCCCGUGGAGGUUGAGAAUCAAAGCCGGCGGGUAUCUAGGUUCAAUGAAACAGAAAAUGGGGAGAAUUUGAUUGCAAAUUUGAUGAAGUUACGCGAAGAACAAAGGGAAGCACAUUUAAGGAAUGAAGCGGGAAAGGGAAGGAUCGCACAGAAGUAUACAACAAAAGUAGUGCCAAGAACAAUGUAG